AGGCGCCUGGUGAAGUCGCUGGAGGACCUGUGUUCCCAGUAUGAUCUGACGGUACGGAGCUCCACUGGUGACAUCAUCCAGUUUGUCUACGGGGGGGACGGCCUGGACCCGGCCGCCAUGGAGGGGAAAGAUGAGCCGUUGGAGUUCAACAGAGUCCUGGACAACAUCCGGUCUGUCCACACGUGUUCAGAGCAGCCAGCCCUGAGUAAGAAUGAGUUGGUCCUGACAGCAGAGUCCAUCAUGAAGAGGAGUGACUUCAAGUGCUGCCGAGACAGCUUCCUCGAGGUAAAUAACUAUCACUUAUCCACUUGUCUGCUUCUAUGUCUUGCAUUCAAAAUGGCACCCUAUUCCCUACAUAGUGCACUUUAACCAGAGCCCUGGUCU
This is a messenger RNA of Oncorhynchus gorbuscha (pink salmon), 384 nucleotides long. RefSeq names its product DNA-directed RNA polymerase III subunit RPC1-like. The transcript has 2 exons. The record is from RefSeq and is a predicted model, not a curated record. Lineage: Eukaryota; Metazoa; Chordata; Actinopteri; Salmoniformes; Salmonidae. The annotation marks the transcript as partial.